This is a messenger RNA of Metschnikowia bicuspidata var. bicuspidata NRRL YB-4993, 1428 nucleotides long. It is a transcript of the gene DCR1, whose product is annotated as ribonuclease III. The transcript has a single exon. Gene Ontology annotation, biological process: rRNA processing; primary miRNA processing; regulation of gene expression. Lineage: Eukaryota; Fungi; Ascomycota; Pichiomycetes; Serinales; Metschnikowiaceae. Bases 1 to 1428 code for a protein of 475 amino acids. The record is from RefSeq and is a predicted model, not a curated record. Gene Ontology annotation, cellular component: nucleus. Gene Ontology annotation, molecular function: double-stranded RNA binding; ribonuclease III activity.
AUGGGCAACGUGGCCGGCUUCGGCUACACGGAAAUCAACAAGCUCGAGCACUGCGCGCGGCUGCUCCAGAAAAACAUCCGCACGAUCGUGUCCGAGGCGCCCACUCUGGCGCAGCUUGCCGCCUACGAGAGCGCUGCGGCCGUGGACCGGUUCACGCAGCAGGAGGCCCGCGACAACCGGCUCGUGCGGCUCGUGGCCAAGCUCAAGACGUUGCACGCGGCGGGCCAGUUGGCCGUGUUCGACCGCAUUUUGUGCGACGACGUGCGCGUGGACACGCCGGCGGCAGCCGCGGGCACACCGGCUCCACGCGCCCCGCAGGCGCCCGAAAAGCCGCCGCCGGACGACGCGGAGCCCGCGGUGGAGGGCUUGCCGGCGCUCCCGGCGAUCCGCGGGCCGGCGUUGCGCCUGCGCGUGUUCCAGCACAAGUCCACGUGCGCCAACAAGACGUACCUCAACGAGCAGGAGAUCGUGGCCAGCCACAACGAGCGCUUGGAGUUCUUGGGCGACUCGGUGCUCAACACCCUCGUGACGUACAUCCUCUACGAGCGGUUCCCCGCGGCCAACGAGGGCCAGCUCUCGCAGAUCCGCUCGCAGCUCGUCAGCAACAAGGUGCUCGGCGAGUUUGCCGUGGCCUACGGCUUCGACAAGAAGUUGCGCUGCAACAUCGACGAGGACGCGUUGAAGACGGGGCGCCAGAAGGUGUUUGCCGACGUCUUCGAGGCCUACGUCGGGGGGCUUGCCACGGAGAGAACGUACGACCUCCAGGAGGUGCAGCGGUGGCUCGCGUUGCUCUACGCGCACAAGAUCGCCGUGGCCCUGAGGGAAAUGAACAGCAUCUGCGCGGUCGACAAGGAGGCCAAGACCGAGCUCUACUCCAUGAUCGGCACCGCGUCCCUGCACCCGGUGUACAAGGUCAUCACCAACGGCAACGGCGUCAGCACGCCGUUCAAGGUGCACUGCCUCAUGGAGGGCGAGUUCAUGGGCGCGGGCGAGGCCCCGAGCCUCAAGGAGGCCGGUCUACGCGCCGCCAUGUCCGCGCUCUCCAACAAACGCUUGGUGGAGAAAUACGGCCGCAAGCGUCUUCAGACCGACCGCUCCAUCUCCGAGGUCAAGCAGGACAAGGCCGCGCCCGGCGGCGCCGGCAAGCCCGCCCCCGUGUUUCCCUUGGUGGCGGGCAAGGCCGUGUUCCCCAACAAGUUUGCCAAAAACGAGGUCUACGCCUAUUUCGGCAAGAACCUCGGGCUUGCGCCCGAGUACAUCGUCACUUACGAGGAGCAAGAGAAGCGGUACAAGGCGGAGUUGAAGGUCAACCAGGCGGUGUUGUCCGUGGCGUACGAUACCGUGAGGCGAAACGCAAUCACUCGCGCUGCCACGGUGCUUUUGGAAAACAAGCACUUGCUCCAUGACAUCGUGAGCUUGGUCAACUGA